Peromyscus californicus insignis is the source of this 4541-nucleotide messenger RNA. Its product is annotated as lysophosphatidylcholine acyltransferase 2B. The coding region runs from base 1 to 1563 and encodes 520 amino acids. Gene Ontology annotation, molecular function: 1-acylglycerophosphocholine O-acyltransferase activity; calcium ion binding. Gene Ontology annotation, cellular component: endoplasmic reticulum. The record is from RefSeq and is a predicted model, not a curated record. Lineage: Eukaryota; Metazoa; Chordata; Mammalia; Rodentia; Cricetidae. The transcript has a single exon.
AUGGCUCAUCUGACCCAGCGCAGACAGACUACAGACACCACCGAGUUGGAGGUGUGGGACAGCGGGAUUGCCCGGGAGGUGAACAGGUCCUUAUACUCGCCUGCAGUGGCCAACCCCUUCAUGCAGCAGACUCACCUCAGUGCUUGGCGCUGGGCCUGCACCAUCCUCCUGGGGACCGUGCUGGUACCUGUGCGUGUGUCCUGCAUCGCCUUCCUCUUCAUCUUUCUCUGGCCUAUGGCCACACUCACCACCAUCAACUUGCCGACUCAACCUACCAAACCCAUGAAGAGUUGGAGGAAACAUCUGAUGAAGCCGGCGCUCCUGUUCUUGUUUCGUAUGACGUUCUUUUUUGCUGGGUUCCUGAUUAAGGUGAAAGGGAAAAGGGCCACCAGAGAGGAGGCCCCCAUCUUCGUCACCGCGCCACACUCCACCUUCUUUGACGCCAUCGCCGUCGUUGUGGCGGGGCUCCCUUCUGUGGUCUCUGCAAGUCAGAAUGUGCAGAUUCCAUUGGCUGGGAAAUGCCUCCUGUCAACUCAGCCUGUGCUUGUGAAACGCGAAGACCCGAAUUCUAGAAAGACUACCCGGAAUGAAAUCCUGACUCGAGUGAUAUCCAAAAUGAAGUGGCCGCAGAUUCUGAUUUUCCCGGAAGGAGUAUGCACCAAUCGCUCCUGUCUCGUCACGUUUAAACUAGGAGCCUUCUCCCCAGGCGUCCCUGUGCAACCAGUGCUGCUGAGGUACCCCAACACCCUGGACACCGUGACCUGGACCUGGCAGGGGUUCACAGGCUUCCAGGCAUGUAUGCUAACUCUGAGUCAGCCCUUCACUAGAGUGGAAGUUGAAUUUAUGCCUGUUUAUAUCCCGAGUGAAGAAGAAAAGAAAGACCCCGUCCUUUUUGCCAACGCAGUCCGAAUCAACAUGGCAAAUGCUUUGAGACUCCCUGUGACGGAACACACUUUCGAAGACUGCAGACUGAUGAUUUCUGCUGGUGCCCUUCAACUACCCAUGGAAGCUGGUUUGGUGGAAUUUACGAAAAUCAGUCAGAAGUUGAAAUUAGAUUGGGACAAUAUCCACAAGCACUUGGACAAAUAUGCUGCAAUUGCAGUCUCCUCAAAAGGAGGCAAGAUUGGAAUUGAAGAGUUUUCAAGUCAUUUAAAACUCCCAAUUUCAGAGCCCUUGAGACAGCUUUUUUCUCUCUUUGACAGGAAUCACGAUGGCACCAUAGACUUCCGAGAGUAUGUGAUAGGUCUAACUGUCCUGUGCAACCCUUCCAACACGGAGAAGAUUCUGCAAAUGUCAUUUAAACUUUUUGAUCUUGAUGAGGACGGCUAUAUAACAGAACAAGAGUUAACAACUAUACUCCGUGCAGCUUUUGGAGUGCCAAACCUAGAUGUUUCCACACUCUUCCAGCAGAUAGCUGGCAAGGACUCAGCUCAAGUGUCAUACAUGACCUUUAGGAAGUUUGCCCUGAAGCAUCCAGCAUAUGCCAAGUUAUUUAAUUCAUACCUAGACCUCCAGGCAGCCUAUGUAUAUUCAUUACCACAAGAAGUAAAAGUGCAUCUGUAGCAUUAAAAAUGUUCAGGUCAUUUUGGAAACAGGGGAAGAACUUUUAGGUGGAAACCAUGAACUAAAUAAAAAAAAAGUAUCAAUUGUGGAAAAGCUCAGUGGUUUUUACUCUAAGUGGCACAGAUACUGUCCUCAAAAAGCAACUUGGGGAAGAAAGUGUUUAUUUGACUCAUGUUCAGAUCACAGCCCAUCACUGAGGGAAGCCAGGGCAAGCAUUCAAUCAGGAACAGAGAUGAGAAAUCAUGGAGCGGAGCUGCUUACUGGUUUGCUUCCCCAUGGCUCACUCAGCUUCCUUUCUUAUACAACUCAGGAGCACUGGCCCAGGGAAGGCAACAUUCAGAGUGGGCUGGGACCUCCCACAUCAAUCAGUAAUCCAGAAAAUGCACCACAGACUUGUCCACAGACCGGCCUGAUGCAGAGAAUUCUUCAGUUGAGAUUCUCUCUUCCCAAAGGACCCUGUUUGUGUCACGUUGGCAGAAACUAACCAACACAGAUAUUUAAUCAUAUUUAAAAUACACUUGAGGAAUUUCAAUUAGGUUUUUAUAAUACCUUUUGUACCCCUUAAGAUAAUGUUUGUUGGGCACAAUGGCACAUGCCUGUAGUGCACAGAAAAUAGAGGCAGGAGCACAGCUUUGCAACCUAACAAAUAGAUUUAAAAAGAUUUAUAGCUUGCUUGCCCCCAGGGUUUUCCUUUAAAUCGAUAAUAAAUGGUCCUCAAGCUCCUGUUUGUUUUCAUUCUUAAAUUAUUUUAAUAAGAUUAAGAACCCCAAUGAGGGGACCCUGAUUUGCCAGGUAUCAUAUAAUGUCUCCACUGGGACUCCCUAGGAUUUCUGGUAACAUCUUUCUUGCCUUUUAAUUCUUUAAUUGACAGAGAAAACAUCCCUAGGAGGCAUUAAAAGAAUUCUAUAUCCUACCAUAGAGAUAUGUGCUCAACCAUGUUUGGUGCUGCUUUAUUCACAAUGUGUAAGAAAUGGAAUCAGUCUACAUGUAGAAUGGAUAAUGAAAAUGUGUAUAUACACGUGAGGACGUGGGAAAGAAACCACUGAAAUGGGCACUCCUUCAUCAGGGGGAAGGGGUGUGUGUGUGUGUGUGUGUGUGUAUAAGAGAGAGAGAACAGCCAGAGGCAUCUGGAAGAGCCCAAAGCAGAGAGAAAAAUAAAACAGACUGGACACAGCUAGGGUUAUCUGCUAGAGAAGUGAGAAUAGUGAGGGCAGGUGGAAGAAAACCUUGCUUUUAUACAUAGAAUGGAUAGGUAUUUGGGAGGAGCGAAGCCUGGGAGCCACAACAGCCUGGGAGGAAGAGUGGGUAUGUGUGAGAAGGGCUGGGAGGCUAGUGUGGAUACUGAAAUGUAUACUAGGUACUUGUAAGGAACUGUAGGGGGCUGGAGGCUAGCAUGGGUUUUGAAAUGCUGAUGGGUGCCAUAGGCAUAUGCCAACAGAGAACCAUACAUCCUUUCUGCAAGAGGCAAGGGAAAUGACUCCUUUUGGCAUACAAGGAAUCUGUUUCACAAAUUCCUGAGAAAUUCUGUCUUUAAUUUAAGCAGCAGAAAUCUUUCUACAGUUCAUCUUGAGCUGAUCCUAGACUCAAUUUUGGACCAAGUCAGUGGGCCUGCCCUUUGGGGGUGCCUGGGAUACCCUUUGGACCUGACAAUACAUAAUGGAAUUUUAUUCAGCUGUAAAGAAAAGUGAAAUUAUGGAAGAGUCUAGAGCACAGAUAGACAGUAGUAGACUGAACAUGGACAGCAGACUAGACCUGGCCAUGAGAAGCAGGAGCAGAGCAAGAGCGAGAGACAGAAAAAAAAGGAACAUGGCCAAAGAGCGGGGUUAUAAAGAGAAUGAGUAGCUGGGGGGAACAGAAGGCUAUGAGCUGGAGACAUUUAAGGUCUGGGAGGAGGUAAGAAGAGCUAGGAUGCUAACAUGGACUCUGAAAUGUAUAAAAGGUAAUAAUGAUCCUGACAGAGCGUGGAGGCCAGCAUGCUAAUAGACACAAAAAUAGCCAUUUGUCCCUUCCGCCAGGGAUAAGGGAAAUGGCUCCUUUUGGUAGAGAACUGGCUUCACAAGCUCCCGAGGAAUGCUAACUUUUGUUAAACACCGUAAUUUGGGGAAAUGGAGUUUCCUUUGUACCUGACACACUGAAAGUUUCACUAAUAAAAGCAGAUCCUAGCUUAGAAUCUUUAGAGUUGUGUGUUCAACUUAGAAUACCAUAAAAGCCAUACAACUUAAAAAGGACUAUUGGUGUGGGGGAGCGUUUAAGGGGACAGAUAAUGUAACAGUGGCGAUAGGAAAACAAAAAUGGGUUAAGGGGAGUCAAGCAGGCACGAGGGUAAAGAGCCAUAAACAGUGGGAGGGUUAACUCUCAAGUUUGUCUUAACCAAAAGCAUGUACUACUCAAAGCUGAGCUUCGGAAAGGUGUAAUGAGCACAGUGAGAAAUGCCUUUUAGACACGCAAAAAUAGCUUAGUCAGGAUUCCCACUCACUCAAGGCUGCACCUGAACCAGAAGCCAGGGACAUCGCUUACUCAAGAUAACCAGACACAGGCCUAGAACCUCAAGACGCCGUCUGGACAGUAUAUAAAGAGACGGAGACCAAGAGCAAUGCUCUGCUCUGCAUAUCUGGAGAGAAUGUCACCGUGGUCUGCCCUGAGGCUGGAGAAUCUCCCCCAGGAUCCUGAGUCUCGAAUCAGAGACUGUUAGAACCUGGACCCGACCUACACACAGGUGAGCAGCUCUGGGAAGACAGGCUUAGGACCGUAGUUAAGAACGUGAAGUUUCGGGGCUGGAGAGAUGGCUCAGAGGUUAAGAGCACUGUCUACUCUUCCAGAGGUCCUGAGUUCAAUUCCCAGAACCCACAUGGUGGCUCACAACCAUCUGUAAUGAGAUCUGCUGCCCUCUUCUGGCCUGCAGGGAUACAUGCUGUAUACAUAAUAAAUAAAUAAAUCUUUAAAAAAAAAAAAAAAAUGUGAAGUUUCUGUGAUGGCCC